AUUUAAACGGUGAAAUUUUAUUUAUCAUUCUUUUUUUCGUGAUAAAUUUACAAUAAAAGAGAACUCACCUGAGUGAAUAGUAGUAUAAAAAAUUGAGACAUGCUUCGCCACAAAAGACCCUCUUUCUAUUCCAAACUAUUUACUUAAAUUGGGAUUGCCUAACAAACACUCUCUCUCUUUCUCUCACAUACACACACACUCGCUGCCUCUCUCUCUCUCUCUGAUCCAUUCAUUGGUGACCUUUGGAGUUUGGGCGAACAGGAACAGACCAAAUUGAAACCCAAAAUCCAAAUUUAUUACUCCAGAAAGGGAAAAAUAAGAGCAAUAAAACCCUUAUUUAGCUGUCUAAAUUCGGUAUAGCAGUGGUGUAUCUCUCUCUCAGGAGAUCUGAUGAUGAAAUGAAGUUCAUCUCUCUCUCUCUUUCCAAUUCCUAUAAAUAUCUGCGAGGGUUUUAUUUUUGGGUUCCCCUCUAAAUUGGGGAAAAUGCCACCUUUUCCGCCUCUCUUUCUCUCUCUUCCCACGAUCGGGACACGCCCGAUAUAGAAAUUUUGUCAGUCCACCGCAUGCUGUUUAUUUCUAUUCUCGUCAAACUGCGAUUUACAUAAUUUUUGGCAAAAUCAUGGCCAGAGAGAAAAUUCAGAUCAGGAAAAUCGACAACGCCACCGCGCGCCAAGUCACCUUCUCCAAGAGGAGAAGAGGACUCUUCAAGAAAGCUGAAGAACUCUCAGUUCUUUGCGAUGCUGACGUUGCCCUCAUCAUCUUCUCCUCCACUGGCAAACUCUUUGAAUAUGCCAGCUCCAGUAUGAAGGAAAUACUUGAACGACAUAAAUUGCACGCAAAGAACCUUGAUAAGUUGGAGCAACCAUCACUUGAGCUGCAGCUGGUUGAGGAUAGCAACCACUCCAGAUUAAGCCAGGAAAUCGCUGAGAGGAGCCAUCAACUGAGGCGAAUGAGAGGGGAGGAGCUUCAAGGAUUAAGCAUCGAGGAGCUGCAGCAGCUAGAGAAGUCCCUCGAGGCCGGAUUGAGCCGCGUUAUAGAGAAGAAGGGGGAGAAAAUCAUGAAAGAGAUCAGUCUACUUCAAGACAAGGGGAAGCAGCUGAUGGAGGAGAAUGAACGGCUAAGACAACAGGUGGUUAACAUAUCGUCGGAUGGUCAGAGGAACACGGUGGCAGCUGAAUCAGACAACAUAGUCUACGACGAAGGGCAGUCCUCGGAAUCUGUCAAUGCGUGUAACUCCAUUGGUCCUCCUCAAGAUUACGACAGCUCGGAUACGUCUCUCAAGCUGGGGCUGCCAUACUCUGGGUAACACAACAUAAAAGCCCAACUGAUGAUGAUAAAGUUUUAGUGCCUAACUUUAAUUCAUGUGUUCACACAGGACAAAACAACCUUUCUCUGUAACUUAAUUAGUAACUACUAGAUUCUUGCGUGUAGCUACUGGACUAUCUUGUUUUAAUUAAUUACUUUUAUCUAGCUGAAGAAAAAUUGAUCGUCA
This is a messenger RNA of Salvia miltiorrhiza (redroot sage), 1492 nucleotides long. RefSeq names its product MADS-box protein SVP. NCBI's taxonomy places the organism in Eukaryota, Viridiplantae, Streptophyta, Magnoliopsida, Lamiales, Lamiaceae. The coding region runs from base 620 to 1306 and encodes 228 amino acids. Gene Ontology annotation, biological process: positive regulation of transcription by RNA polymerase II. Gene Ontology annotation, cellular component: nucleus. The transcript has 7 exons. The record is from RefSeq and is a predicted model, not a curated record. Gene Ontology annotation, molecular function: RNA polymerase II cis-regulatory region sequence-specific DNA binding; protein dimerization activity; DNA-binding transcription factor activity, RNA polymerase II-specific.